CUGCAUUGUCGCGUCCUCAGAUAUUGCAUCCUUGGAUCUGAUAAGGUAAUCGGUACGUAUCUAAAUUCAACAACUUCAAUGUUGCACCUACACGUCUUCUAUUCCCUUUCUCCCAUAAAGCCAAUAUGGCAUCUCCAUCUUCGAACACUAGCAAGCGGAAAGCUGCAGAGAAAUCUAUAUCGCCCCCACCUGUCAAGCGCAAAGCUCAGAGCACCAUAUCAAAAGGCGCUGUAGCUAGUUUCUUCACUCCGACCUCUCAAAAGCCCAAAGACCGAACCAACUGGACCGAACGCGCCCCUGACGAUGACACACCUCCCACUCUACUCGUAGGCCGUUAUGAACCCGAGAAUAUAGGCGAAUUAGAUCGUAGGAAAAGGAGGAAGAUAGCAGCGUUUGACCUGGACUCGACUCUAAUCACGACCGCGUCCGGCAAGAAAUUUGGAAAUGACCCUGGUGAUUGGAAAUGGUGGGAUUCUAGUGUGCCGUCUCGCUUGCGAAAGUUAUACACAGAAGAAGAUUACCGUGUUAUCGUUCUCAGCAAUCAAGCCGGCUUAACAUUACAUCCGGAUCCCAAAUCCAAGGGCCCAAAAGCCGGCAAUAAAAACAAAGUCGAAAAUUUCAAACAAAAAUGUAGCGCUGUACUCGCGCAACUCGAUGUCCCAACCACAGUCUACGCCGCCACCGGUCAUGAUGUCUUCCGCAAACCGCGAACCGGCAUGUGGACCGAACUCUGCCGCGACUACGAGAUUCCCGAAGACGAGAUCGACCUCUCGGGGAGCGUAUUUGUAGGCGAUGCCGGAGGUCGAACCGCACAGCUGAAGAAUGCAGAAACAGGUGCGGCGGCCAGCACCAAGGAUUUUAGUUGUUCGGACCGCAACUUCGCGCACAAUGUUGGCAUCUCAUACAAGACCCCCGAGGAAUUCUUCCUUGGCGAACCACCUCGAGAGUUUGUGAGGGACUUCGAUUUAGCUUCUUACCCGUAUCCCGGGACGGAUGCUGGAGAGGACGGCAAGGAUUUGAGUGAGGUUGCGUUCGAGAAGACCAAUAAACAGGAUAUCGUCCUGUUUUGUGGUCCGCCAGGUGCCGGCAAGAGCACUUUCUACUGGCGUCACUUGAAACCCCUGGGCUACGAGCGCGUGAACCAGGAUACACUCAAGAGCCGGGCCAAAUGUUUUAAGGCUGCAACAGAACUCCUAGGCGUAGGGCACUCAGUAGUAAUCGAUAACACGAAUCCUGAUGCAGAUGGUAGGAAGGAGUGGGUUGAAUUUGCGCGGAAGCACGACACACUUAUCCGUUGUGUCUGGUUUAAGGUGCCCAAGGCACUCUGCGAGCAUAACGACGUCGUUCGGGCCCUUAAUAAGUCGAUGAACCCAGAAACACGCGCAUCUCUCCCUGCCCUAGCGUUCAACGGGUUCUUCUCCCGCUUUAAAGAGCCGAAGGUUAAGGAGGGCUUCCAAGACGUAGUCGAGAUCGAAUUCAAGUUCAGCGGCACCAAGGAAGAAUACGCCAUAUGGGGACGUUAUUGGCGCUGAGGUUAAGUUGGUAUUGUCCGAAGUCCCCCAGUCCCAAGCCUUCCGUAACAACCCACAUGUUUUCAACGGCUGGUUAGGGUUGGAUAUUCGUGUUAUAGAUAUCUAGGUGUUUGGACAUACAAUCGCGGCCACUGUUGAAUACUCAGUACUCAAUAUACAAGUCAACCAUAUUCUAAGGACCUCCCUACCUAGUAGUCAGGCACAUACAGCGUAUAGCAAGAUAUUAAGAUAGCUUUCCACAUAGUAGUACCAGAUCCAAC
Messenger RNA from Annulohypoxylon truncatum, 1792 nucleotides. Its product is annotated as PNK3P-domain-containing protein. The record is from RefSeq and is a predicted model, not a curated record. The transcript has 6 exons. The coding region runs from base 126 to 1532 and encodes 468 amino acids. Gene Ontology annotation, biological process: DNA repair. NCBI's taxonomy places the organism in Eukaryota, Fungi, Ascomycota, Sordariomycetes, Xylariales, Hypoxylaceae. Gene Ontology annotation, molecular function: ATP-dependent polydeoxyribonucleotide 5'-hydroxyl-kinase activity; polynucleotide 3'-phosphatase activity; double-stranded DNA binding.